Molecule: messenger RNA, 969 nt
Organism: Cladophialophora carrionii CBS 160.54
Lineage: Eukaryota; Fungi; Ascomycota; Eurotiomycetes; Chaetothyriales; Herpotrichiellaceae
Exons: 5
Coding region: 1-969 (322 amino acids)
Source: RefSeq, a predicted model, not a curated record
AUGGAUGGUACCGAGUGCCAGGAUUCGCCAAAUCAAGACACAAUGCUGUCCGAGCCCGUUGUGCCACCUCUUGAUGGUUAUCCGGAUGUACACGAGUUUGAUGAACUGAUGAAACGCUAUGUCCAGGACCUGUCGCCCAAGAAACAGGACAAAGCUCUGAUCCAUGCCCGCAGAGCCGCCAACAUCAAGCAUGUCCUCAUCGACAAGAAGACGACCUCAAUAGAGUCAGCACAGUUCAGGUUCUGGGUAAAGAAGAUGUUUACGCUCGAGCCGAAAGAGGGCAAAGUACCGGACCAUCUUAAAAAGAUUUGCCAUGAAGGCAAGCCAGUCGCCGUACGAGAAAAAUUGUUCAAGAUUCUGACCAAGGCACACAAACAAUGCCAGCAUGGUGGCCGGGACAAGACCUCUGCGCAGGUCAGAAAAGUAUACUCGUGGGUGCCGAAAGAACUCAUCUCGCGAUUUGUUAAACUUUGUCCGACCUGCCAGGUGAGACGGGGGACCAGCCGCAAUUCGCCGCCAGAGUCAGUCAAAAGCCCAAAAGCAAACACAGACGUCCAGUCUCCGGAGACGUACUCAUCUGCCGGUUCAAGAAAGAACUCGAGGGUCGGCGGGAUCACAGCGGCGAAUGCCAGUUUGCCUUUGCAGACGGCCGGGUUCAAGACCACGCCAACAUUUCAACAACAGAACCGUUGGAUGACACCCAUACAACCACAGACGGGGAGCGCACACGUCUCUCCAGCCACCACGCAGAAUACCAUCAGUCGCCACGACUCGUAUAACACGAUGUCACAGAUGCCCAUGAGCUGUACCAAUACCAAUCCACCCGGUAUCAACUUCUCCUCUCUCCACGCUUAUGGCACCAGUAACGGGGCUUCAAAUGUAUUUACUUCGUCACCAUUGUCCCAGCCACACGGGCACGUAUCAACAAGGUCGACAUACGACGGCAAAGUCGACGCGCAUUACAUGUGA